ACUUCCCCGAGCUGUGGAAGUAGACUUCUUUGCCUUCAUGCCACCGCAGGGGUGACAACAGAGCCACACACAGAGCACCAGAUCAGACCUACAGCGGUCAAGCAUCAGCAGCCGCUCCGGUGAUCCGCUCUGUUCGGGAGAUUAAUCACACGCAACCUGACGAGAUGAGCAGCACAAAGAAGAUGGAGGAUGAGGCGGUGCUGGACCGGGGGGCGUCCUUACUCAAGCACAUCUGUGACGAGGAGGAGGUAGAGGGUCACCACACCGUUUACAUUGGCGUGCACGUGCCCAAGAGCUAUCGGCGUCGGAGGCGUCACCGUCGGAAAACCGGCCACAAGGACAGAAAGGAGAGGUUGACGGAGAACACCUCGGACAAGUCGGACACAGACAACAACGAUGAGCCCAGCAACAGCAUCCUCAAACCUCUCAUUUCACCGGCAGCCGAGAGGAUCCGCUUCAUACUCGGUGAGGAAGAUGAUGGCCCGGCACCCCCUCAACUCUUCACGGAGUUGGAUGAGCUGCUGUCGGUGGAUGGACAGGAGAUGGAGUGGAAGGAGACGGCCAGGUGGAUCAAGUUUGAGGAGAAGGUAGAGAAAGGAGGUGAACGCUGGAGUAAACCCCACGUGGCCACGCUGUCCUUACACAGCCUCUUUGAGCUGCGGACGUGCAUAGAGAAGGGCACCAUCAUGCUGGACCUGGAAGCUUCCACUCUACCUCAGGUUGUUGAGCUGAUCACAGACAACCAAAUACAGAUCGGCCAGCUGAAGCCAGAGCUGAAGGACAAAGUGAUGUACACGUUGCUCCGGAGACAUCGCCACCAGACCAAGAAGUCCAACCUGCGCUCUCUGGCUGACAUCGGGAAGACGGUCUCCAGUGCAAAUAGUCCUGCUACAACUCCCCGGAACCUGACCUCCAGCAGUAUGAACGACAUUUCUGACAAACCAGAAAAAGACCAGCUGAGGAACAAGUUCAUGAAGAAGUUGCCGAGAGACGCCGAGGCCUCCAAUGUGCUGGUGGGGGAGGUGGACUUCCUGGACUCACCGUUUGUGGCGUUUGUUCGUCUGCAGCAAGCUGUGAUGCUGGGAGCCUUAACAGAGGGUCCCUUGGGUACAAAUUUUUUAUUCAUCUUGCUUGGACCCAAAGGCAAAGCCAAUUCGUACCAUGAGAUUGGCCGAGCCAUCGCCACGCUGAUGUCAGAUGAGGUAUUUCAUGACAUUGCGUAUAAGGCCAAGGACAGAGAAGACCUGCUGGCCGGUAUCGAUGAGUUCCUGGACGAGGUGAUCGUGCUUCCUCCUGGAGAGUGGGAUCCAGCCAUCAGGAUAGAGCCUCCCAAAUCCCUGCCCUCCUCUGACAAAAGGAAAAACAUGUAUGCAGGAGGAGACUCUCAUAUGAACGGAGACAUGCCUCAUGGAGGUCACGGAGGAGGGGGACACACUACAGGGGACGAGCUGAAGAAGACCGGAAAGUAUGAAAUUGUUUGUGGGGGUCUCCUACUUGACAUCAAGAGAAAAGUGCCCUUCUUUGUCAGUGACUUCACCGAUGCAAUUCACAUCCAGUCCUUGUCGGCCAUUUUGUUUAUCUACCUGGGAACUGUGACGAACGCCAUCACUUUCGGGGGUCUGCUGGGGGACGCUACAGAAAACAUGCAGGGUGUGUUGGAGAGUUUUCUGGGCACAGCGAUCACCGGGGGGAUUUUCUGUCUGUUUGCCGGCCAGCCUCUCACCAUCCUCAGCAGCACAGGUCCUGUUCUGGUGUUUGAACGGCUGCUCUUCAAUUUCAGCAGAGAUAAUGAAUUUGACUACCUGGAGUUCCGCCUGUGGAUCGGCCUGUGGUCGGCGUUCUACUGCCUGGUGCUCGUGGCCACUGACGCCAGCUACCUGGUUCAGUACUUCACCCGCUUCACUGAGGAGGGCUUCUCCUGCCUCAUCAGCUUCAUCUUCAUCUACGAUGCCUUCAAGAAGAUGCUCAAACUAACUCACCACUACCCCAUCAACUCAGAUUUCAAGAUGGACUACGUGACACAAUAUGAAUGCCUCUGUAUGGCCCCCGGCUUUCUUAGGUGAGAUGUUGUUUAACUUUGGGUGAACAGUACAGAUGUGGUUGGAGAUGCUUCAAGCUGGUACUGGAACAACACUGAACUGCCAAUGAACGCCACAUGGUCGUCCCUGUCAAAGACGGACUGCUUGAAGUACAAUGGAGAGCUGGUGGGGAAUGCCUGCGACUAUGUCCCCGACAUCUCCCUCAUGUCCUGCAUCCUGUUCUUAGGCACUUACACCUGCUCCAUGUGUCUGAAGAAGUUCAAGACCAGCCAGUUCUUCCCCACCACUGUUAGGAAACUCAUCAGUGACUUUGCCAUCGUUCUGGCUAUCUUGAUCUUCUGUGGAGUGGGAUAUGCUCGUAGAGUGGAAACUCCUAAACUUAUUGUGCCAACUGAAUUCAAGCCUACAAGUCCCAAACGAGGCUGGUUUGUGCCCCUGUUCGGAGGAAACCCCUGGUGGGUUGACCUGGCGUCGGCUCUCCCUGCCCUGCUGGUCACCAUACUGGUGUUCAUGGACCAACAGAUUACUGCUGUGAUCGUCAACAGGAAGGAGCACAUGCUGAAGAAAGGGGCAGGCUACCAUCUGGAUCUGUUCUUGGUGGCCAUUCUGCUUAUUGUGUGCUCCUUCAUGGGUCUGCCGUGGUACGUGGCCGCCACGGUCAUCUCCAUCGCUCACAUCGACUCUCUGAAGAUGGAGACGGAAACAUCGGCUCCUGGAGAGCAGCCCAAGUUCCUGGGUGUGAGAGAGCAGAGGGGGUCACUGGGUGUGGCUGUGUUCAUCCUGACAGGACUGUCUGUAUUUAUGUCUCCUAUCUUAAAGUUCAUCCCCAUGCCAGUGCUGUAUGGAGUCUUCCUAUACAUGGGAGUUGCCUCUCUCAAUGGCGUGCAGUUCAUGGAUCGUCUGAAGCUGCUCCUGAUGCCAGCAAAGCAUCAGCCGGACCUGGUGUACCUGCGACACGUUCCCCUCAGGAAGGUCCACCUCUUCACCUUCAUCCAGAUCCUCUGCUUGGCUCUGCUCUGGGUCCUCAAGUCCACCGUGGCCGCCAUAGUUUUCCCUAUCAUGAUCCUCGCUCUGGUGGCCGUCAGGAAAGGGAUGGACUACAUGUUCUCCCAGCAUGAACUGGGCUUCCUGGACGACGUCAUCCCGGAGAAGGACAAGAAGAAGAAGGAGGACGAGAAGACGAAAAAGAAAAAACGAAGCAGCAUAGACAGCGACGCUGAAGACUCUGACUAUCCUCCUUACAAUGAGAAAGUUCCCAGCAUUAAAAUCCCCAUGGACAUGAUGGAGGAGGAGCCUUUCUUAAGUGAUAAGGCCUCCGACAGAGAGAAGUCCCCAUCAUCCCUUGAACGACACACAUCGUGCUGAGCAGCUUCGCUACUACCAGGCCAACUACCUGUCCAGCCCUGAGAUGAGUCCCCUGAAGACUGUGCCUCGGAUUACCAUCGACAUGGACCCAGACGAUGAUAAUUCAUUUUACUGGAAGAGCAGAGGAUCGGAAACGUCUCUGUAGAGCACCGAACCACCGCCAGGCGACUCUCUCUCUCAUUUCCCUUUUUAAAAAAUAUAGAUUUUAACUCCAAAAUCCUCUCCACCAUUUUCUGACUUUAUUCAAAGUAUGUGGGAAAGAAAACAAAGGGAAAACACUGAGGAAAAUAAAACCACCAUAUGUAAAACCAUUUCUUAUCUGACACUUUUGCUCACCUCUGCACAGUAGGCUGGUAGCUCUUCCCUCUUCCUCUAUGAAAUGCUGCAGCUCUUUGACCUUGCAUGAAAUCCCUCCCUGCUCCUUUUUAUAAAAAUAUAUAUAAAUAUCAUCGGUCUGAAUUUUUUUAUAAAUCAAUUUACUCUAAUUACGAUUUCCUGUAGCAGGAAAAUUAUGUUUUUUUGUAUAGCUCUACCUCUUGUUUUUAGAUUAAAUGCUUAUUAUAAACAAAUGCAACAUGUUGAUUUUUGACGUGGCAUGGGCUUUUGUUAUUUUCUCUUUCCUCUUGAGAGUUGAAAUUAUUCAAGAGGUUCACUGUAUUAUAGCGGACGGAAAUGUGUUUGAAUAGAAUAUUUGAAGUUAAUUAACAGUUAAUUAACAAUGCAUAUAUGAUGCAGAUGAGGUAAAUAUUGUAUUAUCACUUUUUGUUGUGGUUUUAAUUCCUCCACCUUCUCUUUCUAAUUUUCUCAACCUUUCUGAAACGUUUUCACUUCAAAACUUUUGUUACUCUUAAAUCAAAUCCUUUCUUUAUCUUUUUUUUAAAUGAUUAUUUUGUGUGUAUGUUGGUAACUUUUUCUUAUGUCCUUUUUUCCCUCUUUUGUGGGUAGAAAAGAGUUGAGCGAUACGUUAUCAUCAGAAUUUCCUCAGCCAAACUUAAAUAAUACCUAGGAACGCAUUUCAUAUAAUCACUUUUGCUGCACAAACUACUUUACCUAAGUGGCUUAUAAGAGAUCGAUUCCGACUGAAAAUAUUAUCGUGACGAGGAAUUAUGAGAAGGGAAUCAGAUCCAUGUGAACUUCAUGCAGCGGGUUUAUUUCUUCUUGUCUCAGCUGCUGUCGGAACUAUCUGAUGUGAAAAUGGUAUCACUUGUUUCUUAUGUUUUAUAUAUAUUUAAAAUUUGGAUUUUCUUCAAGUCUUUCCUUAUAAUAGUACUACUCAGAGGCAGUACUGUGUGUACACCAGGGAGUUAUUGGUCGCUGUCUUCAAUCUUUUCUGUACUUUGCAAAGUUUGCUUAUUCAUACGGGAACAUCUGUGUGCAAAAUGUCUCCUUUCGUUCAUGUCCAGAUUUUGCCUUGAGUAGUUAAAACAAAUCUAGAAAGACUUUAUGCCACACAGGAAGUUAGCAUAAAAGGCUAACUUCCUUUACAUUCAAACUAGCUAAAAGUCUAUUUUAUUUGAAAAAUAAAGUUUCACGACACAUUGAAUUUGAGACAUUUUGAAUGGAUAAAUGUUGGCUAGCAUAUCCUACACAUACUGAAGUUAAAUGAUUAGCUUUAAGAUUCAUUUUGUUCAGGAUUGUACAUGUUUUGUCCUUGACAUCUUUCUUUUUGUUACGGUGUGGUAGCAUUAGGAAGAUAUUGUUUCUCGUCCAGUAUGGAGAGGAAUGAUUACAGCGAACAAUAACUCAAUAUGCUCGUACAUAGACUGCUUAAAAUCCAAACAUCUCCUCAAACAAGGAUUUAUUAUCAAUCUGCUGAAAUGAGGCAGAACAUGUUGUACAAACUGUGUUGCUACAGAGUGCCCAGCGCGUCCACACUGUCACAGCCAGAGAUAAAACGUUGACUUUUAUUGACCAGUAUUACCAACUAAAAAACUGUUUUUCAUUACAUUAUCUCCACUUUAUCUCUAAAGGGCACACUGACGCACUUUCUCACAAGUAGGAUUUAAAUUCUUAAUUCUUCUCUGUCUUCAUCACCACUAUAGAAAUAAAUUCAAACUGAGUGAUUCAUGAGCCGCCUUCCUCCUAUGUAAAUCAUGUACAUAUAAAGGCACUUCGGCUCAAACCAAAAUGCAACAAGUUUCUUCGUACCAUCGCGGUUUUUGUCUUGCAACUCGUUUUUGUUUCAGUUCAUCAACCUAAAUACCAGCAUCAGCUACACUCCACAUCAGUGUUUGUAUUUGUCAGCAGCAGCGAGGGAGCACAGCGUGUGGAGAACUGUUAGUUUAAAGUGUGUUGUUCUGUCAGCAUGUCGGACAAAAGUCGACAACAUCAAAUGAAGUAUCUUGUUAAUGAUGUUAAUUUUAGCCUACGGAAUAAAUAAUGAUACGAUGUUUCUUUUGAUUAACGUUUUGUGACUUUUUAGAAACAGGUGAAAUGGUUUCUUUUAGAAUUUAUAUUUUUCAAAAUGAAAUGUAUAUUGGAAAUAAACUGAAUUAUCAAACAGUGAUGGUGUGCUGCUUUUCAGUCUGGUGGAAGAAACUACAAUUGAUAUAUUACUGUGUUAUGAUACAUUAUUAUAUAGCUGAGCAAUGUCAGCAUGGCUCUCAUGUGGAAUAUGAACGGUAGCAUAACGAUUAAUUUAUUAAUACAUUAAAAGUAUAUCAAACAA
Messenger RNA from Trematomus bernacchii (emerald rockcod), 6072 nucleotides. RefSeq names its product solute carrier family 4 member 4a (gene slc4a4a). The record is from RefSeq and is a predicted model, not a curated record. Gene Ontology annotation, biological process: regulation of intracellular pH; bicarbonate transport; transmembrane transport. Lineage: Eukaryota; Metazoa; Chordata; Actinopteri; Perciformes; Nototheniidae. Gene Ontology annotation, cellular component: plasma membrane; basolateral plasma membrane. Gene Ontology annotation, molecular function: monoatomic anion transmembrane transporter activity; sodium:bicarbonate symporter activity; solute:inorganic anion antiporter activity.